Messenger RNA from Phragmites australis (common reed), 2005 nucleotides. Its product is annotated as probable pectate lyase 8. Gene Ontology annotation, molecular function: pectate lyase activity. The coding region runs from base 64 to 1500 and encodes 478 amino acids. The transcript is spliced from 7 exons. NCBI's taxonomy places the organism in Eukaryota, Viridiplantae, Streptophyta, Magnoliopsida, Poales, Poaceae. The record is from RefSeq and is a predicted model, not a curated record.
CCCUCCCUCUCUCUCACCACGCACGCAGCACGAGCUCAUUUUGAGAGAGAGAGAGAGAGAGCAAUGACGGAGGCGGCUUCCGCGGCGGCGAGGAGGAGCCGGGUCGGGCUGGCGGCGGCGUUCAGCGCCGCGCUGCUGCUCGUCGUCGUGGUGCUCGCCGGCAGCGUGGCGCUCGGGGGCGGCUCCGGCGGACGGCUCCUCGAUGGGCUCCGGCACCGGAGCGCGGCCGUGGUGGCGACCGGCGCGAGGCGGUGGCUGCGGGUCUCGUCAUGGCCGGCGGCUGUGACGACGCCGACGCCGAGGGGCGGUGACGCCGACGGGGCGGUGGCGAAGACGAGGACCGUUGCCGGUGCGGUGGACGACCCGGAAGCAGUGGCCGACGAAGUGCACAUGUCCAUCAAGAACAUCACGGCCCGGCGGAACCUCGGGUACCUGUCCUGCGGGACGGGCAACCCGAUCGACGACUGCUGGCGCUGCGACCCUGACUGGCACCACAACCGCCAGCGUCUGGCUGACUGCGGCAUCGGCUUCGGCCGCAACGCAAUCGGCGGCCGCGACGGCAAGAUCUACGUGGUCACCGACCCCGGCGACGACGACCCUGUCACCCCGCGUAAGGGCACACUCCGCUACGCUGUCAUCCAGGACGAGCCGCUCUGGAUCAUCUUCAAGCGCGACAUGGUCAUCACGCUCAAGCAGGAGCUCAUCAUGAACAGCUUCAAGACUAUCGACGGCCGCGGCGCCAACGUGCACAUCGCCAACGGCGCCUGCAUCACCAUCCAGUACAUCACCAACGUCAUCAUCCACGGACUGCACAUCCACGACUGCAAGCCCACGGGGAACGCCAUGGUGCGCAGCUCGCCCAGCCACUACGGGUGGCGCACCAUGGCCGACGGUGACGCGGUGUCCAUCUUCGGAUCCAGCCAUAUCUGGGUGGACCACUGCUCGCUGUCCAACUGCGCCGACGGCCUGGUCGAUGCCAUCAUGGGAUCCACGGCCAUCACAGUGUCCAACAGCUACUUCACCCACCACAAUGAGGUGAUGCUACUUGGCCACAGUGACUCCUAUGUGAAGGACAAGGCAAUGCAGGUGACAAUAGCCUUCAACCAUUUUGGCGAAGGUCUCAUUCAGAGGAUGCCAAGGUGCAGGCAUGGUUACUUCCAUGUGGUGAACAAUGAUUACACUCACUGGGAAAUGUACGCCAUUGGCGGGAGCGCUGAGCCGACCAUCAACAGCCAGGGCAACCGCUACCUUGCUCCGACAAACCCCUUCGCCAAGGAGGUUACUAAGAGAGUCGAAACCGCUUCGAGUGUCUGGAAGAGCUGGAACUGGAGAUCAGAGGGCGACCUCCUGCUCAACGGCGCCUACUUCACCCCAUCUGGCGCGGGUGCCUCAGCCAGUUACUCGCGUGCCUCCAGCCUCGGCGCCAAGUCAUCAUCCAUGGUUGGCUCCAUCACCUCUGGCGCUGGCGCCCUGUCCUGCCGCAAAGGCGCUGCCUGCUAGCACACUGCAGAGGAAAACAGAUCCCCCCAUACUGCAUCUCCUACAACAGGAAAGAAACAAGACAACAGAAAACUAAGCUACCGGAACACCGCGGUUAUAGUUUUUUACUUCGUUUCUCUUCCCUUUCUUUUUGGCCUCUUUUGACAAGGGUUAUAUGAUGGUCCUCCUGAUUCACCAUUGCUCAACCUCCCCCUGCUCCUGACAUGACCACUACCUGGAGCAGGCGAGAAGCGUUGCUGAUUGAUUCGUCGCUCGGUCUCCUGUUAGUCACCUGAUCUGAGUGUGCUCGAUUGUGUCAUUGUUGUUGCCCCCGCCCACAGCAAGUGUACGUUGAGGUCAGGGGUGCUCUGUGUGUGCGUGUGUCUCAUACUUGGUUGUGGAAAAACAGUCAGAUUGUUAGUAGUACUACAUGUUGUGCCUGGACUGAAAUGGAGUUGCCCUGUAAAAGACAUGGAUGAAUUGCUAUCUUCUUCUUCAGUGAAAGAGAGAACCGGCUUAAUCUUUU